Messenger RNA from Cynocephalus volans (Philippine flying lemur), 1289 nucleotides. RefSeq names its product Cbp/p300 interacting transactivator with Glu/Asp rich carboxy-terminal domain 4 (gene CITED4). The record is from RefSeq and is a predicted model, not a curated record. Gene Ontology annotation, biological process: regulation of DNA-templated transcription. Lineage: Eukaryota; Metazoa; Chordata; Mammalia; Dermoptera; Cynocephalidae. Gene Ontology annotation, cellular component: nucleus. Bases 249 to 800 code for a protein of 183 amino acids. The transcript has a single exon. Gene Ontology annotation, molecular function: transcription coactivator activity.
GAUCCCGCUGUGGUCGGUGUCUGAGGCCUUAGCUGCCCGGCGCUGCGGCUGCAGGGUGCGCAGGAGCGCGGAAUUCGGUGCGUCGUGGGCAAGACCACGGGUCGAGUUCGGUUUUUCUUUGCCCGGCUGAGCUGCAGGGACGGCACAGUGCCCAGGUCUCCCGCAGCAGAGAAGCAGCUGGCCCGGGCCCCGGGGGCGCCCGCGCUGACCGUCCGCCCGCCGCCCCCGCAGACAACCGGGCCGCCGCCAUGGCCGACCACCUGAUGCUCGCCGAGGGCUACCGCCUGGUGCAGAGGCCGCCGCCCGCCGCGCCCGCCCACGGCCCUCACGCGCUCCGGACUCUGCAGCCGUACGCGGGCCCCGGCCUGGACAGCGGGCUGCGGCCGCGGGGGACUCCGCUGGGACCGCCGCCACCCCCACCCGGGGCCCUGGCGUACGGGGCCUUCGGGCCGCCGUCCUCCUUCCAGCCCUUUCCGGCCGUGCCGCCGCCGGCAGCCGGCAGUGCGCACCUGCAGCCCGUGGCUACGCUGUACCCGGGCCGCGCGACCGCGCCCCCGGGCGCCCCGGGAGGCCCCUCAAGCCUGCAGCCGGCGUCUGGCGCCGCGGCCCCUCCGCUCCCCGCGCACGCCCUGGGCGGCAUGGACGCCGAACUCAUCGACGAGGAGGCGCUGACGUCGCUGGAGCUAGAGCUCGGGCUGCACCGCGUGCGCGAGCUGCCCGAGCUCUUCCUGGGCCAGAGCGAGUUCGACUGCUUCUCGGACUUGGGGUCCGCGCCGCCCGCCGGCUCCGUGAGCUGCUGAGCGCCGCCGGGCGCCCGCCGGACUCCACACCAGCUACUGGGCCCCGCGCGCACCCUCCGUGAGGGUGGAGGCCGCGGGUUGUGCGCGGAGCCCGGCCCCCGGCUGGGACGCUUGGCGUCCCUCCAGGCCCUGCCUCCUGCGGGAUGACAGUUUGGCUUCACUUCCUGACCCCAGACUCAGCGGCAAAGUGAAGGGGACUGGACCAGCUUUCGGACCGCCCGUUGGAUUCUGUGUCCUCUUUCUUUCCAUGCCUCUCCCCGGUCCCAGCCCCCCGAUUCUGAGCCAUUGCAGGCCUCUGCCUGAUUUCCCUCUCUCCUCGUGCAACUCUUACCAGGAUUGGUCCCCAGAGCCGCCAUCCACUGAGCCCCCACCCCCGCUGCCUGGGACCUGCGGUGGCUGGGCCUCCCCCCUCGAGGAGGGGAAGAUUGUACAGCCCUAACGCCUGCAGAGUGGAGCAAUGCCCCAUCUGGCCUCCAAAACCAAAAUAAA